UUCCGCUGUCUCUAACACAGAGACUCUCAGCUCAGCUCGGUUUCACUGCUGUGAGGAGAGGAAUCAAGAGGAGGAAUCAAACAAACAUCAGCUGACUCCCUCAAAUCACAUGGAGGCUGUUGGACAAGUGCCCUGGGGGAGAUUUGUCUCCACAUAUAGAAAAGACUACGGACCAUUCAGUGAGCGCCACCUACAGGUCAACCAGCCGAGGCACAUAACAGACGUCAGGGCUGCCCCUUCCUUCAUCAACCCACUUCCGACUGGCCUAGACUUCUGGGCUACAUUUUACAAGACAACUAACAGUGUCUACGGCUCACCAGUCUACUCACAGCCUCUCUUGUAUUCCCUCCCUCCCACUCCCCUGCCCCAAUCUGGUGUUCUUGCUACUCAUGAUUUUGGGGCUGUUGACUCCGCCCUGACAGAGGCCAGGACACAGGAUACAGAAGCCGAGAGGGAGGCUUGGCCUGUAGUUGGUGUGGGGGAGAAAGAUCAGCUGCACUAUGUUCUUGGUGGAAAGGUGUCAGAGCAGCAGGAGGCCAAAGGUGACCCUCAGAGAAAGGUUGAGGUUCUUUACGAGGAUGGUGUCAUAGAGUUAUCAUCUCAUGUUUAUCCAGCCUGCUGUAAAGAUCUUGCUAGAUCUACCUGCGGAGAGGCUGGACUACAGUAUCAACUGCACCUUCCUGUGGUUCCUGGUGCAAUUACCACAAUCAAAGGUGCUGAUCAUUUAGAUAUCAGUGCCUUCUUGAGGGGUUUAACAGCCUGUGGACAACAAAACCACACCUUCCUUCAGCCUUUUCCUAGGCAGUGCAGUUGCUGUGCAUGUGAAACCGAGUUCCCCAAUAGCUGUUGCUUUAAGCAACAAACCUUCCCUCUCUGCAUCCAUCAUGGUGGCACACGACCUGUGGCCCCUGUGCAGGCCACAGUCAACUAUAGGGAGCCCAGCAGGAAGCCAUUGUUGACAGAGUACCAAGCCGGUUAUGCUGCUGAGUGGGCCCAGCCUAAUAUCCAGCAGAGUUACUGUGACAAUGUUCGUCUUCUUCAUCAUCAGAUUCUUUGUCAUUCACUCUAAAGCUCAACUUUUGUCUCAAUACACAAAAGAUUCUCAAAAACCU
This is a messenger RNA of Notolabrus celidotus (New Zealand spotty), 1112 nucleotides long. RefSeq lists its product as uncharacterized. The transcript has 9 exons. NCBI's taxonomy places the organism in Eukaryota, Metazoa, Chordata, Actinopteri, Labriformes, Labridae. Bases 110 to 1069 code for a protein of 319 amino acids. The record is from RefSeq and is a predicted model, not a curated record.